AUGAAGCCGACUACAAGGCUGCUCGCGCCCGGCUUCCUGAAGCGGAGCUUGGAGGAGCUGAAGAGAUAUACAAAUAUUGUCAUAAAACAGGAAACCAUUUACGGACCAUCAGGGCCAUAUGAGCUGGUUAACUUUGCGGACCCCAGCUCAAUCACUGCAUGCAAGACCAUGUCGGAUGUCGAUAUUGGAGGAUUUUCAGAAGUUGCCUUAGAUCAUGUGCCAGGAAGCAAUGACGAGCCCGCACAUGCGCGCUUUCACGGGUCUAUAUCUGUCGAACUUCCACCAGAUAGGCCCGAAGUUCAUCGGACAGGCUACGCUGCCUGGCGCACGAAAGAUAGGCCUCCAAGUAUAUUUGGAAAGAGCCUGUGGGAUAUCGAUCCGUAUACUUAUGUCGCACUCAGAGUGAAGUCAGAUGGACGGAAAUAUUUUGUCAAUGUUCAGACAGAGUCAAUCGUGCCUACAGAUAUACAUCAGCACCGCCUCUAUACUCGAAAGCCUGGGCAAUGGGAGACAGUACUUAUCAAGUGGAACGACUUUGUCCGUACCAAUCAUGGGGUUGUCGUGGAACCGCAAUCCGAAAUGCUUCGGCAAAGAGUGCGUACAAUAGGAAUUGGAUCGAUAGAUAGGCUUCCCGGCCCUUUUGAUCUUUGCAUAGGCCGGAUAUGGGCUACCAACAAAUUGACCGAAGAAGAACUUCGGGAGGAUGAUAGACUCGAUCAGAACAUCCCUUGGAAAGGAGACACUGCAGAAGGAACGCAACGACUUCGAAGAACCAACCAUUAA
Xylona heveae TC161 is the source of this 783-nucleotide messenger RNA. Its product is annotated as putative complex I protein. Gene Ontology annotation, biological process: mitochondrial respiratory chain complex I assembly; mitochondrial electron transport, NADH to ubiquinone. Bases 1 to 783 code for a protein of 260 amino acids. The transcript is spliced from 2 exons. Gene Ontology annotation, cellular component: mitochondrion. NCBI's taxonomy places the organism in Eukaryota, Fungi, Ascomycota, Xylonomycetes, Xylonales, Xylonaceae. The record is from RefSeq and is a predicted model, not a curated record.